This is a messenger RNA of Drosophila innubila, 793 nucleotides long. RefSeq lists its product as uncharacterized. Lineage: Eukaryota; Metazoa; Arthropoda; Insecta; Diptera; Drosophilidae. The record is from RefSeq and is a predicted model, not a curated record. The transcript has 4 exons. Bases 83 to 403 code for a protein of 106 amino acids.
CUUGAGUACUGAAGCUUGGACGUCGCGACGCUUUGACUUAGUGAAAAUAAAAUAUUUAUGUUGUGCGAAAAGUAAAGGGAAAAUGAGUGAUUCUGAGGUCGAGAUUGUGGAUGUGACUGAGGACGAGCUGACGGAAUUUAAUCUGGCCAAGCUAAAAAAGCUGCGCGACUCUGCGUCCUUUGUCAGGAAUGUGGAGAAAACCUACAAGAACCACAUGUCCCACGAGAAGUGGAAGAAACUUAAUGAUCUAGCGAAUGUCUUGGAGAGCAACAUAACGUCUUCUGAGUUCUUUAUUAAGUUCCCGAACGAAAAGAUACGAAAGUUUCAGACUGUCAUUGCCAAUCUCAUGACGGAAUUUAAAACGAAUAAUGCUUGGUAUAGUUUUCAUGUAAACGCUUAUUGAUGGUGACAUUGACACUACGGAAUUAUUGUCAAAACUAAACUUUUCUGUACCACGUACCAAUUAAGAAGAAGCCACCGUGACCGUGAAUGGUGAGCGCUACCGCGCGUUAAGUGAUUGGUUCUUCGAGGAAAUUGAAGCGGAAGACUUGGACGAUUAUUGGGUUCAACAAGACGGAGCUACGGGCCACACAUCGCACGCCACAUUGAAGAACGAGAUUCGUGUUGCUAUUGCUGAGAUACGUGCCAAAACAAUUAAAAGUGCUCUCAAAAAUUGGGUAGAUCGAAUAGGCUACUGCCAAGUCAGCCGUGGUGGUCAUUUGACCGAAAUUGUUUUUCAUAAAUAAAUUACAUGAACCAACCUUUCCAAUAAAUGUUCAACCUUUGAAGAAUA